This is a messenger RNA of Mesocricetus auratus (golden hamster), 2145 nucleotides long. RefSeq names its product NudC domain containing 1 (gene Nudcd1). Bases 99 to 1844 code for a protein of 581 amino acids. NCBI's taxonomy places the organism in Eukaryota, Metazoa, Chordata, Mammalia, Rodentia, Cricetidae. The record is from RefSeq and is a predicted model, not a curated record. The transcript is spliced from 10 exons.
UUUCCCACCCUGCGUUCCCUCCCGGCGCGAGGCGCGCAGCUUUCAACAAGAGCUUUAUUGGUUCCUCUCGCCGCGCUCCCCCCCCACCCCGGCACGCGAUGGAGGCCGCCCAUUGCUCCCUGCGGGUGAAGAGACCCCUGCUGGACCCCCGCUUCGAGGGCUACAAGCUGUCUCUCGAGCCGCUGCCCUGCUACCAGCUGGGGCUCGAUGCAGCUGUGGCAGAAGUGAAACUUCGGGAUGACCAGUAUACGCUGGAGCACAUGCAUGCUUUUGGGAUGUAUAAUUAUCUGCACUGCGAUGCCUGGUAUCAAGACAGCGUCUACUACAUUGAUAACCUUGGGAGAAUUAUGAACUUAACCGUGAUGCUGGACACUGCCUUAGGAAAACCCCGAGAGGUGUUCCGACUCCCCACAGAUGUGACAGCGUGUGACAAUCGUCUCUGUGCGUCUGUCCAUUUCACAUCCCCUACCUGGGCUACCUUGUCAGAUGGCACGGGCAGAUUGUAUGUCAUUGGAACAGGCGACCGUGGAAAUAGUCCUGAAAAGUGGGAGAUUAUGUUUAAUGAAGAACUUGGAAAUCCAUUUAUUAUAAUUCACAGUGUCUCAUUGCUGGACUCUGAAGAACAUUCAGUCGCUGUGCUGCUUCUUCGGAUAGAGAAGGAGGAAUUGGACAUGAAAGGAAGUGGCUUCUAUGUGUCUUUGGAGUGGGUCACUGUCAGCAAGAAAAAAGACAGUAAAAAGUAUGAAAUUACGAAGCAUCACGUUCUCCGUGGGAAGUCGGUACCGCAUUAUGCUGCUAUUGAACCUAAUGGAAAUGGCCUAAUGAUCGUGUCCUAUAAGUCCUUCACGGUUGUUUCGGUUGAUCAGGAUCUUGAAGAAAGUAUGGAUGAAGACAGACCAGAGAAAACCAAAGUGGAACCUCUGUAUUACUGGCAACAAACUGAGGACGACUUGACAGUAACAGUAAGGCUCCCCGAAAACUGUGCUAAGGAAGACAUUCAAAUCCAGUUUUUGCCUGAGAGCAUCACCAUUACGCUGAAGGGUGUCCAGGUCCUGGGAGGAAGACUGUAUUCAUCUAUUGACCACGAAAGCAGUGCAUGGACCCUGAAAGAAAAUGACGGGUUGGAGAUUUCCCUGAUUAAGAGGAAUGAAGGUCUGACGUGGCCAGAGCUGGUGGUUGGUGAUAAGCAAGGAGAGCUUGUAAGAGACCCAGCCCAGUGUGCUGCAAUAGCAGAGCGCCUGAUGCACCUGACCUCUGACGAACUGAAUCCAAAUCCGGAUAAAGAAAAACCUCCCUGUAAUGCUCAGGAAUUAGAAGAAUGUGAUCUUUUCUUUGAAGAGAGCUCCAGUUUAUGCAGAUUUGAUGGCAAUACAUUAAAAACAACUCAUGUGGUGAAUCUCGGCAGCAACCAGUACCUGUUCUCAGUCGUUGUGGAUCCUAAAGAAAUGCCUUGCUUCUGUCUGCGCCAUGACGUCGAUGCCCUCCUCUGGCAACCACACUGCAGCAAGCAGGAUGACAUGUGGGAGCACAUUGCGACCUUCAAUGCCCUAGGUUACGUCCAAGCCUCAAAGAGAGACAAGAAGUUUUUUGCCUGUGCCCCCAAUUACUCCUACGCAGCCCUUUGCGAGUGCCUCCGCCGAGUGUUCAUCUAUCGGCAGCCUACCCCCAUGUCCACCGUGCUGUACAACAGAAAGGAAGGCAGGCACGUAGGGCAGGUUGCUAAGCAGCAAGUGGCGAGCCUAGAAACCAAUGAUCCUAUUUUAGGCUUUCAGGCAACAAACGAGAGGUUAUUUGUCCUCACUACCAAAAACCUCUUUUUAAUAAAAGUAAACACAGAGAAUUAAUCCUCCAACAUUUGGCUGAUCAGUAUCCCGUGGUACCUGGAGGCCUGAACAGUUGGACUGUAACUUAAGUUUGAAUGUGGCAAAUAAAAAUAUCUUUUAUGAAGUUUUAUUUUAAGGGAUACUGGAAAUGUAUUCAAAAGAUUAUGAAUCUGUGAAAGCUAUGGGAUAUAGAAGCUAUGGAUUUAGAGACCAUUGACUUCUGUAAAAAAUAGUUAUUUUUUAAAACGUGAUGAUUAACUCUCAUCUUUUAUAUGAAAAAAUGUACAAUUCAUUGUUUAAGAAUAAAAAUAUUUAUCAUGUA